AUGAGGAGAAAAGAAGUAGAGAAGGAAGUGACUGUACCAUCAGCACAUGCCCUGGUGAGGCGGUGUCGCGGAGUCUGGGCAGGAGCUCGCCAGGUUCUCCUGAGGAGUGCUGCUCGCAUGAAGAAGGCAGCAGAUCGACAUCGUCGUCCGGCAUCUGCCUACAGACCCGGGCAGAAGGUUUGGCUGUCUACAAGAGAUCUACCCCUAUGUGUGGCCUCCAGGAAGCUGGCUCCGAGGUUUGUGGGUCCGUUUCCCAUAACUAAAGUUAUUAACCCGGUGGCUGUUCGCCUGCCCAUGUCCCUGAGAGUUCAUCCUACCUUUCAUGUUGCCAAAAUCAAACCGGUUCGUGAGAGUCGUUUGGUUCCUCCAUCCAAGCCCCCUCCUCCCCCCCGGAUAUUAGACGGCGGUCUGAUCUACAACGUCAAGAAACUGCUAGCAGUCAGGAAGAGAGGACGUGGCCGACAGUUCCUUGUAGACUGGAAAGGAUACGGUCCAGAACAUCGGUCGUGGGUACCAGCAAGCUUCGUUGUGGAUCAGAGGCUGACAAAUGACUUUUUCAGGCUAAAUCCACAGGACUCUGGGCCGUCCGGAGUCGGCCGUAGAGGGGGGGGUACUGUUGUGUCUCGUCAGAUUUGCUAGUAUUAUUUCUCUGUUUAGUUUAUAUUGUCAAGUCCGC
This is a messenger RNA of Gymnodraco acuticeps, 676 nucleotides long. RefSeq lists its product as uncharacterized. The coding region runs from base 1 to 639 and encodes 212 amino acids. The record is from RefSeq and is a predicted model, not a curated record. Lineage: Eukaryota; Metazoa; Chordata; Actinopteri; Perciformes; Bathydraconidae. The transcript is spliced from 2 exons.